This is a messenger RNA of Canis lupus familiaris (dog), 3421 nucleotides long. Its product is annotated as diphosphoinositol polyphosphate phosphohydrolase 3-beta. Gene Ontology annotation, molecular function: diphosphoinositol-polyphosphate diphosphatase activity; endopolyphosphatase activity; bis(5'-adenosyl)-pentaphosphatase activity. Gene Ontology annotation, cellular component: nucleus; cytoplasm. Bases 144 to 638 code for a protein of 164 amino acids. Gene Ontology annotation, biological process: diadenosine hexaphosphate catabolic process; adenosine 5'-(hexahydrogen pentaphosphate) catabolic process; diadenosine pentaphosphate catabolic process. The transcript is spliced from 2 exons. The record is from RefSeq and is a predicted model, not a curated record. NCBI's taxonomy places the organism in Eukaryota, Metazoa, Chordata, Mammalia, Carnivora, Canidae.
UGAAUGUGGACGUGGACGCGGACGCGCACGCGAAUGCGCCUCACCUCACUCAACCCCUGCCGGGCGGCUGAGGAGGGAAAAAGACGCCCACAGGAGCCGCGGGCAGCAGCGGCAGCGAGCGGCGGGAGCGGACGGCCCAGAGGAUGAAGUGCAAGCCGAACCAGACGCGCACCUACGACCCGGAGGGGUUCAAGAAGCGAGCGGCGUGCCUGUGCUUCCGGAGCGAGCGCGAGGACGAGGUGCUGUUAGUGAGUAGCAGUCGGUACCCGGACCGCUGGAUUGUGCCGGGCGGGGGCAUGGAGCCCGAGGAGGAGCCGGGCGGUGCAGCAGUCCGAGAGGUGUACGAAGAGGCGGGAGUGAAGGGGAAGUUAGGCCGGCUCCUGGGCAUUUUCGAGCAGAACCAAGACCGCAAGCACAGAACGUACGUGUACGUACUGACUGUCACUGAGAUUCUGGAGGAUUGGGAAGAUUCGGUUAGCAUUGGGAGGAAGCGAGAGUGGUUCAAAAUCGAAGAUGCGAUCAAGGUUCUCCAGUGCCACAAGCCCGUGCAUGCCGAAUAUCUGGAAAAACUAAAGCUGGGCGGUUCCCCAACCAAUGGAAACUCCGUGGCCGCGUCCCUGCCACAGAGCGAUCCCUAGUAUGUACGGCUCCUGCACAGACUUCUGCUUUCCGCCUAUCUUAGAAUACAUAGUGCCCGGAGCACCUCUCAUUCCUUUGCGGUCUCACGGGGAGGAGGGGGGCUUCUUUUGUUUCCUUGGCAGACCUCUGAAUCACGCUUGCAAACUGUCUCGGUUGCCAGACACUGUUUUCAGACAAUUUGCACGUUUUUCAGAUGCUUUCAAAAUUGCUGCUUGGUAGCACUGUAACAGAUUUCCUAAAUCCUAAACCACAUGUUUUUUUUUUUUGUUUUUUUUUUUUUUUAAGGUGCCUUAACUGCUUGCCCAGCCCUUUGUGUGUGUGUGUUGAUGCUGUAGUUUAUUACAUUGCACACACGUGUGUGUGUGCGCGUGCGUGUUUUUGGUACCAAUCUUGUGGUUUGUUUUGGAGUGAAGGCCUUUAAAAUCUGAACAUCUUGGUUGUGUGGCAUCUGUAUUUUUUGCUUUCUCAUUCGCACCAUUAGACCUUGCUAGCAAGCCCUUUUGUGAUGGAAAUUGGUUUAAAGAUCAGAUAGAUAUAGAUCUAUAUAUAUAUUUAAAGUAUUUAAGAAAUUUUACAUCUUGUGGUCUUUCCACAGUGGGCAACAAUUUUCGGUUCAGUAAUGUGAUCUAAUUUGCCCUUUUCAGAAGUUUCUUUACCCAUACGUACAUGAUUUCAUUUUCUUUUCCUUUUUUUUUAUGAUUUCAUUUUCAAAAGAAUUCUGACCACUGGUCAUUUGUUGCUGCAUAUUUGAAAUGGCCAUUUCCCAUAUAGCCCAAAUGUAGUUUCAGAUUAUAUUACUUUAUACACUGGGUAUCUUCUUGGGAAAGUAUUGUUAGCCAAACAUAUCCUGAUAUGUACAUACUGUCAUGAAAACUGUAUUCAUCGAGUGUAAUUUAGCGUGUUCAGCUUCCAACUCCAUUGCCCAUUUCUUAAUACUGUAGAGCAACCAUGGUUUUCUCAAUAUAAACUAGUCUUUGAAAGAAAGUUAUUUCACAUAUUUGAAUUUUGUGACAUUCCAGUUAACCUUCCUGACUACCAGUAACCAUAGGAGUGGAAUUUAUAUGGUGAUUACAUCCCAAUCCAGUGAGGAACCCGUCUUGCUACUCAGCUUUUACAGACUUCAGCUUUUACAGAUUUCUUAAACCAUCCGGACCACUGAACAAUUUCUCUCAAAGAUUUAGGAUAAACAUUUUGUGUCAAAAGACCAACUGUUUUUGGUGCCAAACUAAAAAUUCAUACAUUGCCUUGCUAACUUUGUUGAAACCAGGAAUGCCAUGUAAAAUACUUAAGUCUGUCUUGAAACUUUGUGUUCCAUCCCAACCAUAUUAAAAAGUAGGUAAAAUAUAGCCAACUACAUGAAGUGGGUAUUGAGGGGUUUAAAGAUUAUCCUAAUUUAUAGGGCAGCUAAGUAUAUAUCAUCUUUAAUCAUUAUUGAUAGUUUGAUAGUUUUUUGUGUGUGUCACUCAGCUGACUUUGGGAGUCAGUUUUAUGCACUCUAUUAAGAAAUUUUGAAAGUCUAGAUUCCUCUUGGAACUCCUUCUCUCAGGAAUGUUGAGGAAGAGCCUAUUUUGUGAAGAGAGUAUAGGUGGGGGACUUUUACAUAUAACCUUUAAGAUCUAGAAAGUAUUCUAUAGACCAGUAAUAAAUAUAAGUGGAUAAUAACUAAUUUAAAUCCUUUGCUAUUCUGCACAUUAACAUUUUCAAAAGAACACAUGCACUGGUGAAUUGUUGCCUUUUUUGUAACUUUGGUGCCACUGUUUUUUAAAAAAUAUCUGCCAUAUACAAAUAUGUCUGAAUGAAAUACAUAUUUUAGUUAACAAAAAAUAAUAUUGUCAAAGGAAUGAGAAAAUCAACUUUUAAAAACCAAUUAUAAUUUCAUAUUGUAAAUUAUACAGAAUCAUCUAAUGUUUUUUAAAAAUUGUUUCUUUGUACAGAGCAAUAUGUCUUAUUUUUUUAAACUUUUAAAUCCUAUACAACCUUUCCUGUUACAAUAAUCCAAAUUGACUCAUAGAUAUUCUUGGUAACCUCAGAUUUUUCAAAAUAUAAACUAACAGCAAGGGAACUGGAUUAUACUUUAUAACUAUUCCAUAUGUAAAACUGCCCUCAUCUGAAAUGCUGCCACAAAUACCUGGGAGGUUUAACCUAUAUAUAGAAUUUUUAGAAAUAAUAAUGCACAAUCUUAUGUUUUGACUUUUGAACUAUGUAUUUGACAAAUCAACUUUUAAGAAUUGUUAGCCUGUAAAUAUUUGCUGUAUUUUCUUCAGAAACAUUUGAAUUGAGUUCUUUCACUUGCUAUAAUUUUCUUCAGUGCCCAGAUAUCUUUAUACAAUUUGUAAAACUUCCAAGGCUUGAAUUUCUAAGUUGCAGCAGAACAUUUUACGGUUAUCACACUUAAGUUAUCAAAUUCACGUGGGCAGUUCUUGUUAUAUAUGCUUUUGGAAUUCAGUCUAGGAAAACUUAAGAAAGAACCCCAAAACAAAAAGCCUUUCAUUUUAAAAGAGAAAUCCAAAAAAUUCAGGCUAAAAUAUUUGACACAGAGCUAACAAACCUAAUCAUGUCUAUGACUUAUAUCCUUUAAGGGUUUGAUGCACAGUUAGAAUUUUCUCCCUGUAGAAUCAGUAUAUAGCACCCAUGAAUUAUUUAUGUGAUGAUUGCACAAAAAAUGAAUAGAUGAAUCUUUCAGCUCAUGCACUUACCCCAAAGAAAAUGGCAUUGAUCAAAGAUAAUUAAGACUUUCAAAUAUGAGGCAGAAAUUUGUUUUCAGCUGUUUUUGUAAAGGCUA